This is a messenger RNA of Trypanosoma grayi, 2103 nucleotides long. RefSeq lists its product as hypothetical. The record is from RefSeq and is a predicted model, not a curated record. The transcript has a single exon. The coding region runs from base 1 to 2103 and encodes 700 amino acids. NCBI's taxonomy places the organism in Eukaryota, Euglenozoa, Kinetoplastea, Trypanosomatida, Trypanosomatidae.
AUGCUUCGCCCUCGGUUCGUCGCUGCUUCUAUUCGCAGGAACGGUAGUCACUGCGCCAACGGUACGCUUGCCCGUGGCGUCUUUCAUGCAGCAACUUCAUCAACGGCGCGCAUCAAUGGCGUGCGCCGGUCACUGGCGCUCUUCUCACUGCCCUUGUCUCGCACUGCGCGUGGCUUUGGGCACCUCGUGCGUGAGGUCGACACACACGGCUUCAGAGGCGACAUCCAUGUGCUGCGGCACAAGAACGCUGCGGCGACGCAGCGGUACGUGGCGGAGGCCCUCGCGUCACCGCAGAAUAUGAUUUUCUGCGGUGCCUACCACACAGGCAAGAUGACAAUUCUCAAGGCUAUUGGCGAGGCCUGCGAGACGCAGCAGAAAAAGGUGGCGUAUGUGUCGGCGGAUGCACAGCGUGCCUGCCGCUUCGAAGGGCUGCUGCUGUACCACUUUCUUGGACUGCGCUACAUGGGCCGUGAGGAGCUUCCCUCACGCGACCAGCUUGACGGCACGUUGGAACGACACGCGCGGCUGUGCGAGGCGACAUACGCCGGCUGCGUGCCGAGUUUGCGGACGGUCGACGUGUUGAUCCUCGACGCCGUUCAUCAAAUAGCACCGACCAUCAUUCUGUCGAUGGACACAGUUUGCCGCCAGCUGCGUGGGCGGCCUAAUGAGGCGUUCGGUGGCCUCCGCGUGUUUGCUGCAGCAGACUUCUGGCGCCUGUCGGUGCACCCCGGUAGUGACACAGGGGGCUAUAUCUACCAACUAGACAACUGGGACGAGCUCUUUCCUCGACAGCGUCUGCUGGAGAAGAUACACGGCCAGGCCCGGCGGCUCACGGCACUUGUUAACAAGGCGUACUGCGGCCUGCUUACGUCGCAAGAUAUUGAGGAACUAGAGGUGCGAUCGACCAAAGGGAGGCCGACAGCACAGGAAGAUGCCGACGACGAAGACGGGGAAAAUGCAGACGACGUUGAUGUGGGCGCUGCAGACACAACAGCGGCGAGUUCCCUCAAGCCGGACAAUGGCAGUGGCAGGCACAGCAGCAGCGGAAGGAGCACAUCACUUCCACCACAAGAUUUGAUUUCUAAUGUGGAAACCAUCGUGAAGUUUACAUCGCGGUUUCCAAAGCAGCCGGCGAUCCGUGUGUUGCCGCCUCGCUUCCGCACGCUUAAACGCACGGAGAUUGGGAAUUACGUUGUUAACAUGAUGUUGCAGUCCUCCUUACCACAGUCCUUCUGUCUAGUCGAUUCCCUCAACCUCGACGUUGGGGCAUCGGUCCAUCUCCUGUUGGACGCUCCUGCCUCCUUCGGUGUGCCUGCUGGUACCGUUGGCGAGGUGUUGCAGGUGAAGGAGCACGUACUCGUUGUGCACUUCCCAUCGGUGCACCGCACGGUGGAUGUGCCGCGGAUGCGCGUCAGCGUCUACCACUCAUUCUACCCAGAGGUGCGCUACGAGUUGCAGCAGUUUCCGCUCUUUCCGCGUCACUGCAUCUCGCCAAUGAACAUUACUGGAUACAAGCACACGUACAACGUCCAUAUUGACUGCAGUCGUCUUGCAGAUACUAACGAUCUUGGGAACAUACUCGCACGUAUGCGCUCCUUUGAUGACUUUAGCAUGCAUCGGACACAAUCCUUUGUUCGCCUCGAUGGGAUGGUGCAUGAGCCGACGCGCAUCUACUACCAACGCAUCACCAACCGUCCCAUUUCCACCGCGGCAGAGCAGUGGUGCCGCAACUGCAAGUCAUAUGUGCCAACGGCAGAAUUCUACACGCAUUGGGACAAAUGCAUUCGGCAUGUGCGGUGGUGCAGCGAGUGUAACACACGGAUUCCACUGGAGCGUCUUAUUCCACAUCAGGAGAAGCACCAGAUCGUCCUCUGCAUGGACUGCGGCAAGGCUGUGGAAUGGCGGCAGUGGGAGGGUCACCGUCUCACGUGCUCUGCUAUGAUGCGGGAGGUGUCGCCGGAGAAUGAGUUCCUGCCGCUCCGCACCCGCCAGCUCGCGCUAGAGAUGGGGCUCGACAAGCGUGACUUACACACCAUGCGGGCAUUCAGCCGUGGUCUUCUGCCCAAGUCGAGGAAGCAGUGCACCAGCGGUGAUCCGCAUUGA